AUGUCGAAAGGCAAGGGUCUCUCUCAGGUGGUCGAUCCCCCUUCCGGCACGAGUUGUAGAAUAUGCCAAUCUCCGGACAACAGCCGUAUGGUGUGCUGUGAUGAAUGCAGUCAAUGGCACCAUUUCAAGUGCGUGGGCGUCGACGAGAAAAUAGCGUAUGUUGACUGGAGCUGUACGAAAUGCAUUGAAGCAAAGGCAGCUCAGGGCGCAUUCGGAUUCUCUACGCCUCUAGCACCAGGAGCAACGGAUCAGCAGGAGUCACUAGUCAGCCAGGCACGUCUAGCGUCUAGGAUCAAUGACUUACGGGGGAAGCUAAAUCAGCUACAGCGAAGAUUCGAUGAGCAGCAAAACUCCUACGAGCAGCGUAUACGAGAGAAGGAAUUGGAAGUAGAAAGGUCUUUAUUGAGACAGCAACAUGAGUUCGACCAACGUUUACAAGCCCUGGAAACGCGUCGAAUCACACCAAAUGCCAACUCUACAGUAAUCCCACAUGUGAACAAUGUGCCGGCGCCAACCAUCCCGAAUAUUACGGAGCAAAUUGAGCAACAGCUAACAGUAUUGGCGGAGAAGCAGGCGCUUGAGAGGAAGCAUCUCGAGGAACGUCUACAACUGCACUUCGGUGUGAGAAAUUCUGUACCAGGUCCCGGAAGUCAGACAGCGUCGCAGAACGGAAAUGUGCCUGAAUAUAUUCCAUCGACCUAUAACGCAGCAUUUCCUUCGUUCGACGAACCGUUUGAGCUGAGCCGAAGUCAGCUUGCUGCCCGCCAAGCGAUUGCUAAAGAUUUACCGUUUUUCACAGGGGACCCGGAAGAAUGGCCCCUGUUUAUUGCAAGCUACGAGAACUCUACAAGAAUGUGUGGUUUUAGCGAGGAAGAGAAUUUGCUUCGAUUGCAACGCAGCCUAAAGGGGAAGGCAUUGGAGGCUGUUCGUAGCCGGCUUCUAUAUCCAUCUGGAUUGGGAGGUGUCAUAAAUACAUUGCGUACGUUAUUUGGCCGUCCGGAAAUUAUAGUGCACUCCUUGAUAUGUCGCAUCCGGGAUAUGCCCCCUCCAAAAGCCGAAAAACUCAACACGCUUAUUGACUUCGGUGUUGCUGUUCAGAACAUGUGCGCUACAAUAAAGGCUUGUGGGUUACAAGAGCAUCUGUGUAACGUAGCCCUCCUGCAAGAGUUGGUUGAAAGGUUACCGCCCACUGUUAAGCUCACUUGGGCGAUGCAUCGGCAGCAGAUGAGUGCUGCGACACUCUCAGACUUCAGCGACUGGCUUGGAACGUUAGUAGAAGCAGCGUGCAUCGUAACCAUACCACCUACUGUCCCUACUUAUGGAAUGAAGACGGAAAAACGUAUUCGCAGAGAGGAUGUGCACGUGCAUGUCGAUGGCGAUAGCGUACCAACAUCAUCUAACACGAUGGUCUCUGAACCAGCCAUCAAGGAAUGCGUCGUGUGUCGUGGAGUAUGUAGCAGUCCUGCCACUUGCAAGAAAUUUCUGGCUCUUACGACGGACGAUCGAUGGAUGAUAUUGAAGAAACAAAAGCUUUGUCGAAAAUGUUUAAAAAAGCAUUUCGGAACGUGUGAGGUGAAAAAAUCGUGUGGCAGAAACGGGUGCUCCUAUAUGCACAACGAAUUACUGCAUGACGAUACCAGAUAUCAACCUAAGAUAGCGCAGACACAAUAUUCCGAGAGACAGGCAACUAUUACUCAGAAUACACAUAUUGGUAGCGUUGGAAGAGUCUUAUUCCGUUAUGUUCCUGUAAUUAUUCACGGUCGUGGCACGUCGGUGAGAACGUAUGCCUUCUUGGAUGACGGGUCCUCAGCAACGUUGAUGGAGCAUAGCCUCUUGAAAGAGCUACGUAUGGAGGGUGAACCACAAUCUUUAUGUCUCAACUGGACAUCGAACCAGCAUCGCGAGGAGAAGGAUUCAGUGAAACUUUCGUUGGAAAUCUCAGGAAUCAAUAGCGAGAGCAAAACAUAUCUACUACCUAAAGUACAUACUGUUGGUCAUCUCGCAUUACCACGCCAAUCUGUGUCGUUUGAUGACAUGGCUCGUAGGUAUAGUCAUUUGCAAGGGCUGAAGAUUGAGUCAUAUAGCAACGUUUCCCCCAGGAUCCUGAUAGGGAUUGAUAAUUGCCGCUUGGGCCAUGCCAUUGAUAGUCACGAAGGAGAUUUUGUCGGCACCGGAAAUGCGGCACACCAUAGCUUCCACAUAUGUCCAUGUAGUAAAGAAGUGGACGCGAAUCUACAAAUGUCCCUCAAGGAAUACUUUUCGCUUGACAGUAUGGGUGUGGCAGAUGCGACUAAGCUAAUGCUAUCCAAGGAUGGAGAAAGAGCUAACAAAUUGCUGACAUCACUCACUCAGGUAAAAGGCGCCAGAUACGAGACAGGGCUUUUAUGGAAAUACGACAACGUGAAACUACCGGAGAGCAGAACGAUGGCGCUCAAGCGACUGGUUUGUCUAGAGAAACGAAUGCAGAAAGACCCAAAUCUACUUGAAUCAUUGAAGAGGCACAUCCACGAAUAUGAGCAAAAGGGCUAUAUCAGGCGGCUUACUCCUGUGGAAGCUGCAGCAAAGCCUCAACGAUGCUGGUACCUACCGAUAUUUCCUGUUCAGAAUCCAAACAAGCCACACAAACUCCGGAUAGUUUGGGACGCGGCUGCCUCCGUCGCUGGAAUAUCACUGAACUCUCUUCUUUUGACCGGUCCAGACCAGUUAGCCUCCUUACUGUCAGUCCUGCAUAAGUUCCGAGAAUUCCGUGUUGCCAUAACAGGGGACAUCAGAGAAAUGUUCCAUCAAGUGAUGGUCAACGAAACAGACCAACAAUGUCAAAGGUUUCUUUGGCGCGACGGUGAUUCAAGCCGCGAUCCCGACGUAUUUAUCAUGAAAGUAAUGACCUUUGGCGCUACUUGUUCGCCCAGUUGUGCUCAGUUUGUGAAAAACCACAACGCACAACAGUUUGAAAAUCAGUUCCCCAGAGCGGUCGAAGCCAUUGUUGACGAGCACUACGUGGACGACAUGCUGUCCAGUGUGGAAUCAGAGGAGGAAGCAAUCAAACUAGCUAAGGACGUACGCUUCAUCCACGCUCUGGCUGGGUUUGAGAUUCGACACUGGCUGUCGAACUCACAGCAUGUAAUCGAAGCACUGAAUGCCGGACUAGACACGGAGAAGAGUUUGAAUAUCGGCAACGAACUAGCGACGGAGAAAAUCUUAGGCAUGUGGUGGUGCACAACUACGGAUUCGUUUACGUUCAAGGUAUCUCCGAGGAUUGACAGAGCACUACUCUCGGGAAAGGCAAUUCCAACGAAAAGGCAGGUACUAAGAACGCUUAUGAUGGUUUAUGAUCCGCUAGGGUUGAUCGGAAAUUUUCUGAUGUAUCUAAAAACCCUACUCCAGGAAAUAUGGCGUUCAGGUAUAGCCUGGGACGAACCCAUAAGAGAGGAGCAAUGGAAGAAGUGGCAGACGUGGCUUGACGUGUUACCGCUGGUCGAGCGUGUCAAUGUUCCAAGAUGCUAUCGAACGAUUACAUCAGCCAGCGACACGACGGUAAUUCAACUCCAUGUAUUCGUCGAUGCAUCGGAAAACGGUUUCGCUGCUGUUGCAUAUUUCAGAUUCAAAGAAGGUGAUCGCGUUGAAUGUGCCCUGAUCGGAUCGAAAACUCGUGUGGCCCCAUUACGUUUCGUCUCAAUACCGAAGCUCGAAUUGCAGGCUGCAGUGCUAGGUGCUCGUCUGGCUAACAGUAUCGUUGAGUCGCAUAAGCUAAAACCGUCCCAGAGAUUUUUCUGGACAGACUCACGGGAUGUGAUUUGCUGGCUCAAUUCUGACCAUCGUCGGUAUAGUCAGUUCGUGGCGUUCAGGGUCAGUGAAUUGCUGGACUCAACGGAUGUCUCGGAAUGGAACUGGAUAUCGACUAAUCAAAAUGUCGCCGACGAGGCCACGAAAUGGCGGAAGGCGCCAAGCCUUGAGCCGUCCAGCCGUUGGUUUCAUGCUCCAGAUUUUCUGUGGAAAUUGACACAAGAGUUUCCAUUGUCGAACCAAAACUUCGGCACGACAUCGGAAGAACUUCGUGCGCACUCGCUUCAUCAUCUCACUCGAGAACCGUCGAUUAAGUUUGAAGACUUUUCGAGCUGGAUUCGUUUGGUACGGCGCAUAGCAUUCGUCUGUCGCUUUCCGCGAAACAUCCGUUCCAGGUUACUAAAACAAGCACCGGUGUGUGGUCCGUUGACUAAGGAUGAAUUUAUAGCUGCUGAGAUUGUGAUCUAUAAACUCGUCCAAUCUACGAGUUUCGCCGAGGAACUACAGAUAUUAGGAGGAGCUAAAACGCAAAGCGGAAAAAAACGACGUACACUACCAAAAUGUAGCUCACUGUAUAAACUCAAUCCAGUUCUCGAUACGAAUGGUAUUCUUCGGAUGCUCGGUCGCAUAGACGCGUGCGAAUAUGUAGACGAAACAACAAAGCACCCAAUCUUGCUCCCAAAAAAGCAUCACGUUACCGAUCUUAUAAUUGCAAGUAUCCACGAACGCUAUCUGCACCAAAAUCACCAAACUACUCUGAACGAGGUUCGCACUAAAUAUUACGUGCCAAGUCUUCGAUCCGUAUAUCGCCGAGUCCGUCGUAGCUGCCAGCACUGUAAAAUAAAAGAUGCUCUGCCUCAGCCUCCAAUAAUGGGCAACCUUCCGCCCAUGCGUCUUAAGGCCUUCUCUCGGCCUUUCUCGUAUAUCGGAAUAGAUUAUUUCGGGCCUAUGCAAGUCGUCCUUGGCCGUAGGGUCGAAAAACGUUGGGGGGUUCUGAUAACCUGCAUGACCACGCGAGCCAUACAUUUGGAGUUAGCUCACUCGCUUACGACAGAUUCAUGCAUUCUUGCACUGCGAAAUUUCAUCGCCAGGAGAGGUAUGCCAAUUGAAAUUAUAAGCGACCGGGGAACAAAUUUCAUUGGAGCGAGUCGGGUUCUGAAAGAUGCCUUGAAAAAUAUCGACCAAGAGAAACUGAUGAAGCAUUUCGUUAGCGUAGAUACGAAGUGGUCGUUUAAUCCACCUGCAUCGCCGCAUUUCGGAGGCUGCUGGGAGAGACUAAUUCAGUCAGUUAAAAAGGCUCUAGAUGAAAUUAAGCAGAAGCGCCUGCCAACCGACGAACUGCUUCGAAAUAUGCUCGCUGAAAUUGAAAUGAUAAUUAACUCUAGACCGCUUACUGAGUUGCCGCUGGAAGAGGAAAUAUCAGACCCGCUGACACCUAACCACUUACUAUUAGGCUCAUCUAACGGCUCAAAGCCACCGAUCGCGUUUGACGAUAGCGGUGCCGCACUAAACCGAACGUGGAAGAUGUCACAAGUCUAUGCCAAUGAAUUUUGGAAACGUUGGGUUGCAGAAUACCUUCCGACGCUUACUCGAAGAACCAAAUGGUUUCAACCAGUAAAACCAAUAGCUGUGGGGGACAUCGUAGUGAUCGUUGAUAACGAUUUCCCCAGGAACUGCUGGCCGAAAGGGCGCGUCAUUGAUGUCAGCAUGUCCAAGGAUGGACAAGUUCGUCGAGCUACCGUGCAGACUUCGACUGGGGUAUUCGAGAGACCUGCGGUCAAACUCGCUGUACUAGAUGUCGGUUCAAUCAAUAGCACGUCGGAUUAA
Messenger RNA from Topomyia yanbarensis, 5610 nucleotides. RefSeq lists its product as uncharacterized. NCBI's taxonomy places the organism in Eukaryota, Metazoa, Arthropoda, Insecta, Diptera, Culicidae. Gene Ontology annotation, molecular function: nucleic acid binding. Bases 1 to 5610 code for a protein of 1869 amino acids. The record is from RefSeq and is a predicted model, not a curated record. Gene Ontology annotation, biological process: DNA integration. The transcript has 2 exons.